AUGUCCUCAUUCACCGUUCUUCAGGCCCGGAGUCUCCGUCAAAGGACGGUCACUAAUGAGAACGACGAAAAUGCCACCUCGACACGCCUAACCAGGGCCAAGGCGGCUGCCCUCACUUCUACCGACCUCAAUGGAGGCGCGAUCAAAAAGCCCCUCCAGAGCAAGAGGGCGAAUGCAACAACCGCCACCACAACUGUCGCACAGAAGCGACGCCCUGCCCUUGGUGAUGUUAGUAACGUGACAAAAACAGAUCUUGUCGACGCAAAGGAUGGCAAGAAAGCUACCAGCAAGGCUAGCCUCACUUCCAAAUCAACUACACAUGCAGGUGGCGUACAGAAGCUCAGCAGAUCAAACACCACUCGUGCUGCUCUUGGUGUGAAAGAUACAAACAAGAAAGCCGCUUCCACCGAAGUGAAGCGCCCCGGAAGUGGAUCUGGUGUCAAGCGUUCAUCUAGCCAGAAGUCUAUCAAGGAUGACCUCAAUCAGGAAGAGCCACCUCGCAAGAAGGUUGAUGUGGAGAAGAAGACCGAAUUCAUCCAGAAACAGAUCGUUUCUGAAAAUGCUUCCGAAGUUGGCGUGGACGUGAUGGAUGAGAAAGAUUUGGAAGCCGAGGGCGUUCUAGAUCUCGACACAGAGGAUCUUGACGAUCCCUUGAUGGCGGCUGAAUACGUGGUGGAUAUUUUCGACUACCUCAAGGACCUCGAACACGAAACACUUCCAAGCCCAGAUUACAUCGACCACCAGCCGGAGCUUGAAUGGAAGAUGCGUGGAAUUUUGAUUGACUGGCUGAUUGAGGUUCACGCAAGCUUCAGACUUCUUCCUGAGACUCUCUUCUUGACUGUCAACAUUAUCGACCGUUUCCUGUCUGCCGAGAUUGUUUCUUUGGACCGCCUGCAGUUGGUUGGCGUCACCGCUAUGUUCAUCGCGUCAAAAUACGAAGAAGUCUUGUCUCCACAUGUUGCCAACUUCAGUCAAGUCGCGGAUGAGACUUUCUCGGACAAAGAGAUCUUGGACGCGGAGAGACACGUUCUUGCCACGCUAAAUUAUAACAUGAGCUACCCCAACCCAAUGAACUUUCUUCGACGCAUUUCCAAAGCCGACAACUACGAUAUUCAGACGCGUACAUUGGGCAAAUAUCUGAUGGAAAUCAGCUUGCUUGACCACAACUUCAUGCCUUACAAGCAGAGCCACGUUGCAGCUGCAGCUAUGUACCUCGCGCGUCUCAUCCUUGACCGUCCUGGCUGGGAUGCCACUCUUACACACUACUCUGGCUAUACCGAAGAAGAAAUCCAACCUGUAUUCCUUCUGAUGGUCGACUACCUACGCAGGUCUGUCGCGCAUGAAGCUUUCUUCAAGAAGUAUGCCAGCAAGAAGUUCUUGAAGGCGUCUAUUGUUACCCGCCAGUGGGCCAAGAGAUAUCACUCCCUAUAUCUUGACGUCGAGUCCGAGGAGGCACCGAAAAAGUAG
This is a messenger RNA of Talaromyces amestolkiae, 1467 nucleotides long. RefSeq lists its product as uncharacterized. Gene Ontology annotation, cellular component: centrosome; nucleus; cyclin-dependent protein kinase holoenzyme complex. NCBI's taxonomy places the organism in Eukaryota, Fungi, Ascomycota, Eurotiomycetes, Eurotiales, Trichocomaceae. The record is from RefSeq and is a predicted model, not a curated record. The coding region runs from base 1 to 1467 and encodes 488 amino acids. Gene Ontology annotation, biological process: regulation of cyclin-dependent protein serine/threonine kinase activity; G2/M transition of mitotic cell cycle. Gene Ontology annotation, molecular function: cyclin-dependent protein serine/threonine kinase regulator activity. The transcript has a single exon.